UGUCACAGUUGUACACUACACCUAACUGUUUAUCGAAGAUUUGAUGAAGGGAUAGGUCAUACCGAAACACACAGAAUGGAUACUACAACAUUAUUUCAUGAAGACAGGGAUCCACAGAAUAAUAACGCUUUUUUGAAGGUGGCUUAUUCAGAUGUGAUCUGCGAGCCAACAGCAGUUGGUAGCCCUCGGUGCCUUCACCAGUUUACCAAAACAAUUUAUGAAGGCACUAUCCUCGGCACAUACUGGGUACUGACCAUUGUGUUCGGCGGUCUUCUGUCCUUUAGCUAUGGCUUGGUUUGUGGUUUCCUGAGCUUUUUUAUGAUUUGGGUGGCCUCUCCAUUUGUCCGCUUGUUUUUGAUCCCACUGGGGCUGUAUGGUAAAAUCUGGAAGUUUUUUGUUGAAUGCUUCUACGAUCCCCUGUACGAGUCAUGUGGUAGGAUCUUCUCCAAUGUCAACAUAAACUUUAAUACCAGAGCUAUCGAACAUGUGUAGUUAUUUAAUGCUCGACGGUCACUCGAUGGUCACCUUGUAUUAUGUCAUAUCUAGACAUAAAAUAAAAUACCAAUAUGUUUGCUGUAAUGACCAAUUUGACCAAACAAGCUUGGUCAAUGAAAGAUUUAUUAUGUAGCAUUAAGAUUUCCCCUUAUUAAGAAUCAAGAACUACUUGUUUAUUUCGAGAAACGGGAAAGAAAGCCAACUGUU
Pocillopora verrucosa is the source of this 702-nucleotide messenger RNA. RefSeq names its product caveolin-1-like. Gene Ontology annotation, molecular function: molecular adaptor activity. Gene Ontology annotation, biological process: caveola assembly. Lineage: Eukaryota; Metazoa; Cnidaria; Anthozoa; Scleractinia; Pocilloporidae. Gene Ontology annotation, cellular component: plasma membrane; caveola. The record is from RefSeq and is a predicted model, not a curated record.